GCCACCGCCCGGGCCUAGGCGCCAGCUGCGAGCGCAGAAUCUGCUCCUUGGACCUGGAGCUGCUCUCUCCCGCCAUGGGUCUCCUCCUCUGCCCUUACCGCGCCGCGCUGCUCCCGGGAGGCCUCGUGCUCCUCCUGCUGCUCGUAGACCCAGUGCUCCCGACCGGACGUCACCCCCCGGUGGUGCUGGUGCCUGGAGAUUUGGGCAACCAGCUGGAGGCAAAGCUGGACAAGCCAUCGGUGGUGCACUAUCUCUGUUCCAAGAAGACGGACAGCUACUUCACACUCUGGCUCAACCUGGAGCUGCUCCUGCCUGUCAUCAUUGACUGCUGGAUUGACAAUAUCAGGCUGGUCUACAACAAAACAUCUCGGGCCACCCAGUUUCCCGAAGGUGUGGAUGUGCGUGUCCCCGGCUUUGGGAAGACCUUCUCCCUGGAGUUCCUGGACCCCAGCAAAAGCAGCCUCGGUUCCUAUUUCCAUAUCAUGGUGGAAAGCCUCGUGAGCUGGGGCUAUACACGGGAUGAGGAUGUCCGGGGGGCCCCCUAUGACUGGCGCCGAGCUCCAAAUGAAAACGGGCCGUACUUCCUGGCCCUGCGCGAGAUGAUCGAGGAGAUGUACCAGCUGUAUGGGGGCCCGGUGGUGCUGGUGGCCCAUAGUAUGGGCAACAUGUACACACUCUACUUUCUGCAGCGGCAGCCGCAGGCCUGGAAGGACAAGUAUAUUCGCGCUUUCGUGUCCUUGGGUGCGCCCUGGGGGGGCGUGGCCAAGACCCUGCGUGUCCUGGCCUCAGGAGACAACAACCGGAUCCCCGUCAUCAGUCCCCUGAAGAUCCGGGAGCAGCAGCGGUCGGCAGUGUCUACCAGCUGGCUGCUGCCCUACAACUAUACCUGGUCACCUGAGAAGGUGUUCGUGCGCACGGCCACGGCCAACUACACGCUGCGGGACUAUGUCCAGUUCUUCCAGGACAUUGACUUCAAAGAGGGCUGGCUCAUGCGGCAGGACACAGAAGGGCUCGUUGAAGCCAUGGUGCCACCCGGGGUGCCGCUGCACUGCCUCUAUGGCAUUGGGGUCCACACGCCAGACUCUUUCUACUAUGAGAGAUUCCCUGACAGCGACCCUAAAAUCUUCGUUGGUGAUGGCGAUGGCACUGUGAAUCUGGAGAGUGCCCUGCACUGCCAGGCCUGGCGAGGCCGCCAGGAGCAACAAGUGUCUAUGAGGGAGCUGCCAGGCAGUGAGCACAUCGAGAUGCUGGCCAACCCCAUCGCCCUGGCCUAUCUGAAACGGGUGCUUCUUGAGCUCUGACCCCAAGCCAGUGGGGCUGCUGGGUGGCUUGCCCACAGCUGUUUCUGCUGGCCUCAGAGUGGCCAUGGCCCUUGAGUUCAGCUGUUCGUGGCUUCCCACUGGGUCUUGGGUUGAGAAAUGACUGCUGUGAGGAGGUGCUGUCUCUUAUCCUUCCUUUGUGGGAAUGAGGAAAGAAACAGUACUCCAGACACACUCAAGGGCCCCUUGAUGGAAAAAAUGUGGCUGAUGGUAGAAUUGUGACCUCAAGACCACCUCUGAAUGGGGAUUGGCUGGCACCUGGCCCCAGUCCCCAACUCUAGGGCCAUGCGUACCUCCUAGCUCUGUGGCCUUUUCACACAUGCCCACCAGGCCCCGGCCUCUCCGCCUGCCUGUGAGAGAUGUUACUGAGCUGUGGUCCCUGCUCCCGGUGGUCCCAGGGAUGAACUUCUGGCCCUAAGUGACCGUCCCCACAUACCAGCCACUGUAGGCCUGCUACUGGCCGUGGGUGGCUGGAGCUGGGUUGUCUGGCGACCCAGCUGCUUGGCCACCUCCCUGGCUUCUUGGGGACUGUCUGAUUGCCCCUGCCAGCAGGGGCAGGUCGUUGGGGUCUUCAUGGUACCCAAGCCCUGGGGCAUUCAUGCCUACCUCCUCACCUCUAAGAGCCACUCAGCUCAAGACCAGACAGCUGAUAGCCCGCCAGUUCUGGGGAGGACUGAGUACCCUGACCCCUGGGUGUGCUCUUGGCCGCAGUAUCAAUGCUGGCUCCCUUUGCCCAGAACUGUGAUUUGCAGAUAACCACUGCAUUGCCACCCUGCUGUUAGGUCUCUCUUGGAUCCAGUGGGCUGGCACAGGGCAGAGAGGAGGCAGGGCUUGUACUUUCCCCCUCACCCUCCCAGACCCAGCAUCAACUCCACCAGGCAGCUGAGUGGUGUCUGAUAUUCAGGGACUAACCCCGAAACUUGUGUUGGCCUCUGAGAGAGCCAGGUGCCUUGAGGUCCCCCUGGGGGUUUUCUGCCCCAGAGGUAUGACAGGUGUCCCUGUCAGAGCAGGGAUGAGGAACCCAGGUCUGCCUUGGUGGCAGUGGACCAUGGCUAUAGGCUGAGACAUGGGGCUGAAGCCACAUUUGGACUGGACUGUGCUGCUCUCCCACGAGGUUACCAUGGACUGGAUUUUCUCUGAUGUAUACCUACCCAGCAUUUGUCACUUUUUCCUGAGCGGUGGGCCCUGCCUGGGCUCUGAGCAGGCUGUACCUCAAUUCCGGCAAUAAAAGUAUUCUGG
This is a messenger RNA of Condylura cristata (star-nosed mole), 2558 nucleotides long. It is a transcript of the gene PLA2G15, whose product is annotated as phospholipase A2, group XV. Gene Ontology annotation, biological process: ceramide metabolic process; phosphatidylcholine metabolic process. Gene Ontology annotation, cellular component: lysosome. Bases 75 to 1301 code for a protein of 408 amino acids. The record is from RefSeq and is a predicted model, not a curated record. The transcript is spliced from 6 exons. NCBI's taxonomy places the organism in Eukaryota, Metazoa, Chordata, Mammalia, Eulipotyphla, Talpidae.